Sphaeroforma arctica JP610 is the source of this 327-nucleotide messenger RNA. RefSeq lists its product as hypothetical. Bases 1 to 327 code for a protein of 108 amino acids. Gene Ontology annotation, biological process: G protein-coupled receptor signaling pathway. Gene Ontology annotation, molecular function: G protein-coupled receptor activity. The transcript is spliced from 3 exons. Gene Ontology annotation, cellular component: membrane. NCBI's taxonomy places the organism in Eukaryota, Ichthyosporea, Ichthyophonida. The record is from RefSeq and is a predicted model, not a curated record.
AUGAGUGAGCUGUUGGUGGUGAGUGGGCUGAUCGCUGUGGUUGUGCUGCGCAACACUCCGCGUCUCAGGCGAGCCAGUCCACUAUUCAUAGGCAUCAUGCUGGUUGGUGCUUUGAUCGCAUUACCUGCGCCGCUAAUAGCGUAUCUGGAGGUUGACAGCGUGGCGGUGUGCAUGAUUGGUGUGACUAUGUGGCACUUUGGGUUCAUCCUGACCUUCGGAUCGUUGUUUAUCAAGACAUACCGUGUGCGCAUGAUCUUCGGAUCUUCGGUCAAGAAACUCCGCAAGGGCAUCAAGUGCAGUGACAGGUUAGACAAUACGCGCGUGUGA